UACACACAGAAUACUUCUGGAUGGCAGACCUAAAACUCCAAGGUCUUUUACACAAAAAUGUGGAUUUAAAAACCUUUUCAACUGAAUUAAAGAGGCAUUAUUUUUCCAACUGGAUUUAACUUGCAACAAUGAAAACAUUGUUCUUAAUUAUAACUGGAUUGCUGUCUCUGUCCUCAAGUCUACGGCAAAGAGAUUCUAAACAUGGUGAUAACAGCUCCGCAAGUCAAGAUGUGCCUGAUAUUAAGACCUUUCAUGGAAUGCCUCAAGGCACUUAUGAUUAUAUUCCUCCUUCUGAUAUAGAAGGCUGGACAAAGACUGUUCACAACAAAGAACGCAAAUGCUCUUCAGGAAAGUCAAAUGGCUCAAUACUGAAAGUUAACAAUACCACAAUGGAGUACCUUAGUAGUUCUUUGAGUACCAAACUAGUACCUGCAACAUAUAUUCUUGUAGUUUUAUUAGGUGUGCCAUCAAAUGCCAUCACUCUGUGGAUGCUGUUUUUCAGAAUCAGAUCUGUUUGUACUGCCAUCUUCUAUACAAAUUUAGCCAUUUCAGAUUUUCUAUUCUGUAUCAUACUGCCAUUCAAGAUAGCAUACCAUCUCAAUGGAAACAACUGGAUAUUUGGAGAAAUAAUGUGCCGAACUACGACUGCCAUUUUCUAUGGCAAUAUGUAUUGCUCCAUUCUUCUCCUCAUGUGCAUCAGCAUCAGUCGUUACGUGGCUAUUGUUCAUCCGUUCACCUACAGAAGUCUGCCAAAGCGUACCUAUUCAACACUAGCAUGUGGAAUUGUGUGGACAAUUGUUUUCCUGUACAUGCUGCCAUUCUGCAUAAUGAAGCAAACCUACUACUUGGAACAAUUAAAUAUCUUUACCUGCCACGAUGUACAUAAUGCCUGUGAAACUUUAUCACCAUUCCAAUUCUACUACUUCAUCUCUUUAGUAAUCUUUGGAUUUAUAAUACCACUGACCAUUAUUAUUUUUUGUUACAUCUCAAUUAUCCAAACACUCAAUACUUAUGAGCAGAAGUGCUUUUGGUAUGUUAAAAUAAGUCUCUUGAUCCUUAUGAUUUUUGCCAUCUGCUUCACACCAAGCAACAUCAUUCUUAUUGUCCAUCACGUUAAUUACUACUACAACAAAACAGAUGGCUUGUAUUUUUUUUAUCUUAUUGCUUUGUCUCUAAGCAGUUUAAACAGUUGCCUUGAUCCAUUCCUUUACUAUCUGAUGUCCAAAAUCAGAGAGCAAUCCAAUGUUUAUCUCACAAUGGUAAAAAUAUCCAGGGAAGAAUGAGUUAAAUUAAAUAUCCAACAUUUAUUAUUGUGACAUAUAUAAAUGUCUGAUAAUUCAUCAAAAAAAACAAAAACAAAAAACCACACUACUUAACUGACUAUUGUUUUAUACAUUCUAAUUGGUCUUUUUUAAUGAAAAGAAAGCAGAAGUUCAAAAGUAUCUUUUUAACAUAAAAUUUGGAAGCAAGUAAAUCUUAAGGACGUCUAAAAAUACAGUCUUGCAAUUUUACCACAAGUUUUGAUGCUGUUCUUGAAGCCACUACUCCUGAUUCAGGUGAGAAUCUGUUUUCAUUUAAAAAAAAAAUAAAUGAAGUUUCUAGCCCUCACUUCUAUGGAGAAAGGUCCAAAAAUGUGAAUCCUAAAAGCUCCAACAAAGGACAAAUAAGACUCAAACGGUAUUUUUAAGCCAAUAUCACUAUUUUUGAAAACUUUGGCUUGGCUACCCUGAAAAUACCUAAUACCACUAACUUAUGAUCAAUGUGGAUUUCUGUUUUGCCCUCUUUUGAAGUGCAGUAAGAAAAGCCAUUUACAGGUUGCAGCUGUGUGCUAACUGGGCUGCAGGUUGAGAACCACUGCACUGGAGUAAUGAAAAAUCAGGUACAGUCCAACCUAAUACUUGCAAAUCAGACACUUGCUUUUAACCUCCACACCUCAUCCUUAAAACUAUGACAAUUAAAUUGGAGGUAACAUCUGUUUAUAUGAACAGGAGCUCUUCUGGGGGGCAGGGAUGGUGAGUAUGCUGGAUUUUAUUGAACUUUGGUUUUGCCAGUAAAAGGCCAACUAAAAUAAAAAGUGGCUGAAGAAACUGAAUACAGUCUUUGCUGUUUAAAAAGGAGACAACUUAAAAUCAUAUCUGUCUAAAAAUGUUUACCUGCCACUGUUACAAGUAACACCCCAAAUUACUGUAAUUUAUGAGACUGAAUAUAUUGCGUUCUCAAAUAUGUACUUUUUAAAAAAAAGUUUCACUCCUUCCUUUGCAGUAAU
Molecule: messenger RNA, 2266 nt
Organism: Mauremys mutica (yellowpond turtle)
Lineage: Eukaryota; Metazoa; Chordata; Testudines; Geoemydidae
Gene: F2RL2
Product: coagulation factor II thrombin receptor like 2
Exons: 2
Coding region: 129-1283 (384 amino acids)
Biological process (GO): blood coagulation; positive regulation of Rho protein signal transduction; thrombin-activated receptor signaling pathway
Cellular component (GO): membrane
Molecular function (GO): thrombin-activated receptor activity
Source: RefSeq, a predicted model, not a curated record